AUGGAGCGAUCCAAGCCUAAGCAAGAUAACAUCGCCUCGCUACUGAAUGAUGUGCAACGCAUCAGACAACAGUUUACAUCUAGCAUCCCUGUUCUUGAUACUAGAAAUCAAGCUAUGUAUCUUGCUGACGAGACAACUUGCGAAUUCUGUUUGGAAUCUGAUAUCGAAGCGGCGGAGAUGCUUUCCGUUGCAUCCUGUCCUCAUAAAGCCUGCGAGAAUUGCCUGAAAAGACAUAUAGAAUUGGAACUAGAACAUGGAAGAAGUAUACCUAAAUGUCCUGAAGAUGGCUGCGAAUCUAACCUAGAUCGUAGAAGCUGUGCACAUCUUUUGACACCUAAAUUACAAAAGAUGUGGAAACGACAUGACCCGGCUCCUGAAUGGGACAGGUUUCAUUGUCCAAAUCCAAGCUGUUCGGCUUUGAUGUCGAAAACUAAACUCUUUGAGUCAUCCGAAGAAGAGGGAGUUAGGAGGUGUUGCUUUAAAUGUUGUACACCUUUUUGCAUCAACUGCAAAGUCUCAUGGCAUAGUAACUUGUCGUGCGAGGAGUACAAGAGUUCGGUUCCUAAGCCUAUUACAACACUGUGGCUAUACGUUUUGCUACACAUGUGGAGCUCAAUGGAAGCUUGGACUUGGAGGUUGCUCUCAUAA
Molecule: messenger RNA, 648 nt
Organism: Capsella rubella
Lineage: Eukaryota; Viridiplantae; Streptophyta; Magnoliopsida; Brassicales; Brassicaceae
Product: E3 ubiquitin-protein ligase RNF19B
Exons: 2
Coding region: 1-648 (215 amino acids)
Biological process (GO): ubiquitin-dependent protein catabolic process; positive regulation of proteasomal ubiquitin-dependent protein catabolic process; protein polyubiquitination
Cellular component (GO): cytoplasm; ubiquitin ligase complex
Molecular function (GO): ubiquitin protein ligase activity; zinc ion binding; ubiquitin conjugating enzyme binding
Source: RefSeq, a predicted model, not a curated record